Messenger RNA from Macrobrachium nipponense, 4734 nucleotides. Its product is annotated as tetratricopeptide repeat protein 14-like. Lineage: Eukaryota; Metazoa; Arthropoda; Malacostraca; Decapoda; Palaemonidae. The record is from RefSeq and is a predicted model, not a curated record. The transcript is spliced from 17 exons. Gene Ontology annotation, molecular function: protein binding. The coding region runs from base 164 to 2602 and encodes 812 amino acids.
UUAAGUACAUGUCAAAAGACGACGACGCCAACUCAGUCUAGCAAAAAGGAAUUUGUAAUUCGUAUAUUGGGGAAGACUUAUCUGUAAACAGUGAAUGUAAACAAUACUCAUAACAUGUGUCUACACCUUUAACUGGGAAGAUCUCGUCUAUAGAUCUCUGAAAAUGGGAGACAAACAUAUGGAUAGUCAAUUGGUUACCCAGGCUGUUAAUUAUCAUGGGCACCAGCUACUGAAGCAGUUGACAGCCGCUCAUUUUUCUGAGAUCAAGAAUCUUGACCUGAAGAAUGUUGACUACAAAGUGAGCCAAGCUCGUCUCCCUGAAACUAAGCGACACAAAGCCAUUCAGCCAUUGCUGUUUAAUUUUAUUUACCAGAAAGCAGACAUCCUGUAUCAAGAGCGACCAAUAACCCCAUAUUUAGUAGAGCAGGACACUGACUUUGGUGUGAAAGAUCGCAAUGAGAAUAUGCCAACCCUUGACCAUUUUAUGAAAAUUCCUCGUGAUUUAAAGAGAAAUGUCUUUUUUAAGAGCGUCAAACAAGGUGAUAUUUUGGUGGUUAGAGUGGAUAUGCACAAAGAAACAAGCCAUCUAGUGACCAUUCUAGCAAGGUUAGGUAAUACUCCCCGAGAUUUUAGUGGUGCUAACAUCAAAGCUCAGCUACGCAAUGAAGAUACUAAACCUGAUCCAGAUUGUACAGUCAAUGGUAAAUGGGCACUCAGGACAAAGCUUUGUGUUGAAGUUCUUGCUGUUGAUGCAAGUGACGAGUAUGUUUUGGUGGGCACAAAAGGAAUAACACUACCUGACACUUCAGCAGUCAGAUUAGGGAGGGCAAGUCAAGCUAUCAAACCACCUGUUCUUAAGUUGAUUGAAGAUGGAAAGGCGUCCUAUUCUCAGGCAUUAAGAAAGUUAAAGACUUUCAAAAAUCCCAGAUCAAUCAAGCAUUUGUCCAAGAAAUUAGGUAUUGACUUAUUUCAGCAUUCAUCAUUAAUGAAGACACUUAGAGGAAAGUUCCCUGAGAAGGAAAUGUACUUGCCAUUGAGAAAGGCCCAGAUGACCCUCUGGGCCCAUAAAUCUGUGAAAGAUGGAGUUACGUACUUCAGAAAGGGGCAGACUGAAGAGGCAUACCAGUGUCUUACCAAAGCUCUAGAUAUUGAUGAGGAAAAUGUGGAAGCUUUUGUAGCUAAAGGAGCUUUGUUGGGUAAUUUAGGAAAAUUUGAAAAAGCAAUCGCAGACUUUGAACAAGCACUGAAAUAUAAUCCAAAUCAUACCAAUGCCAGAAAUUAUAUCUGUGAGACACUGGUGGAAUAUGGGAAACGACUUGAGGAAGACAAUGAAAUGGAAAAGGCUGAAAAUCAGUACAAAAAAUGUUUGGAAAUAAAAAGUGACCAUCGGGCUGCACUGGAAGCAAUGAAAGCUAUAAACAUCAAGCUUGGACGUAUUCCAGGAAAAGAAGAGGAACCCGCCCUAGAGUCUGUGCUUCUGGAUAUGAAGGAAUUCGAGUUGCAGUUCAAGGCGAAAAAACAACUGGAUGAUGUGCAGGUGGAGCUAAACAAAGCUCCAAUUGUAGAAGUAGAAGAUGACCCAGUGCUGUACUUUGCCAAAGUAAAGGAAAAUGUUGCAGCAUUGAAAGCCAAGUUUAAGGUUCCAUCAUUAAGCAAAAAUAAAUCGCCACCAAACAGUCCUCCUAUUGAGGGUCCUUCAUUGCCAGCAGAGUCUCAAGAAGGUACCGAUGAACUUAGAGAGGAGUCACCACCAAAACCAGCAAGCAAGUCAGAUGAAAGUGAACGCAAAUCAUUAUCACCUCUAUCAACAAAAUUUGCCAUGCAGGAGGGGCAGUGGCAACCACCCCCCUAUAUCGAUACAAAUUCUUCAUUUAUGCCAUCAUCUCUAGAAGGAAGUGUUGGUGUACCAUCAUCAACUAUUCCUUACUCAAACUACGGUUAUAUGCCUCAAGUUGAUUUAACUGUGCCUCCUCCUAAUUAUCCUUAUCUGCAUUAUCCCCCACCAGGUUUUCAGAUGACGCAUACUCAAGGUGUUAAACCUACUAAAGAAGAUGAAGAUUAUAAAAAGCGGGUAGAUCAGUUCAUAAAGCAACUAUCUGUUACUAGAAGUAGCAGUCAGGAGCACCGGAAGAGGAAAUCAAGUAGCCAGGAAUCAAGGCACAAGAAAAGGAAGCCGAAUAGUAAGCGCAAAAAGAGGAAAGAAUACAAGAAGAAGAAAAGAAGGAGAAGUCGAUCUCUCAGCAGCAGCAGCAGCGGCAGUAGCAGCAGCAGUAGCAGCAGCAGCAGCAGCAGCAGUAGCAGUAGCAGCAGCAGCAGUAGCAGCAGCAGCAGUACCAGCAAGAACAGUAGUUCUUCUAGCAACAGUUCCCGUCGCAAAAGGAAGAAAAAUAAGAAAACUUUAGCCAAGAUGGAGAAUGAUGUCAAGAAGAUAACAAAAGAAGAGGCAGAUGUGAAAGAAAACACUGUACAGGAGAAAGUGAAAGAAGAUUCAAUUGCAGAAUUGCAGCAUAUCGAAAAGUUGCUUUCUGCUCAUUACAAGAAAAUAGAAGAGUCACAGAAGGCAACAACAAAUAUGUUGCAUGCAGUAGCAAGUAGUUGUUAAUUGUUAGAAAGAGGAGACCUAAUUGGCCACGUAUGAACUGACACCGUUGAUUUUGAGGAAGUGAUGGAAAGAGCCAAGGGUACUGAUCUGAUUUUGAGAGAAAGCAAGAAGGCAAAGAAAGAAACACUUCCAGUAGAAAAAAUACACUUUGUACAUAAAUGUAAUGAGGAGAAUGAAAAAAAAAGUGCAAGAGAAUGUGACAUCAGAAGUGUAUGCUGAAAACUAUUCAAAGAAGGAAAAGAGCAAUUGUUAUGUGAUUAGCUGCUGUUGAUAAAGAUCACAAAGGAUGUGUUCUGAGGGAGGGAUCCUGAAGAGCAAACUGCAAGGACCACCUCCUGGGACAAGACAAAAACAUGGAGUCUACUGCAAAUUACCACAAAACCAGUUACUUUUCCAGGCCAUGCCAGCAAGAUGAAGUUAUUAAAGAAAACUUGAGAGGGAACCUUAAGGAUGAUGAGCCCUUAACUCUGAAAGAUGUAUCAACCCUGCAAUGCUGUGGGCAGCAUCACUAGUUGUAUCAAACAGACUUCAAGUAGGUCAAAAGGGCAAAAAAAUGCAGCAAUUUCCUCUCCAGUGGCUGCUUUUGAAAAAAAUUGAGAUACGCAUUUCAAACUGAUAGCCACUGAGAUAUAGGUUAAAAGGAAUGGCAGCAAGGGCUGUGUGAUGACCUGAGGGACAAUACAUAGACUGGGGUAGAGAGCCCAAUACAGUGAAGAAGGGCAGCACACAGACUGGGUAGAAGGCCCAAUAUAAGAAGCAUGGACUUGGGAAAAAAUAUUCCAUCAAGGGCUGGAGGAAUUGGAAACCAUAUGCCCUGAUACUUGACAUUGGCAAAAAGCCUGAAGUAUAUCCUGAUGGCCAUACUCAGAAAAAAUUCAGUGGAGCAAAGAAACCCUUCGAAGAACAGGAGGAUAGGACAAAAAAAUCUCAGAGAAAUCAGUCAAAGGAUCCAGUGUUGAGUGCCAUCAUUACCCCCAAAUACAGUGCUAGAAGGAUAGUAAAGAAGACAAUUGGCCACAGUAGUUGGCUGUGACCCACAUUGAGAAAAAGAUAUAUUGUUACAAAGAAACUCAGAAAUUAAGACCCCUAGCUGAAAGCUUCUCAGUCUUUGUAACAGUUGGUGUAUGAGAGGUAGGAGGCGACAGUAAAAGUUAACUUCUUUGGGAACUUUUACCCCAACCAAUGAAAAGGGCUGAGGGGGCUGACACUAAUGGGAACUCAAGAAACAAGGAGCAGAAGAGGACAUCUAGGCAGAGGCAGGCUCAAGAACCAGAAGUUGAAAGGGAAAAGUAACAGUGAAAGAAAUAGGAAAAUAUCCAUUGUAAACUUAUAAGUCUGUUUUCGAUCCUGCUAGUCAGGACAUAGUUGAGCAUGUCUCCCAACACCAACACGAUCACUUGCAUUCGGAGUGAGUCACGAACAGUUACAUAACAAAGACAUGCCCAACAGGGAUGAAAUACCAAUUGAACCCUGGCUCUAACUAGUGCUGCCAAAGGCAACUAAAAUUCAUCAGUAAGAGAGAGAGAGAUUGGCUAACCCAAUCUCUAAACUCUAGUCACUCAUGUGUGGGUGAAGUUCUCAUUGCAGACAGAAGGACUUAACCAGUCCCUCCAGACCAGCAAUCAAACGAUGAGCAUGGGAGGCAAGGCAACCAUAUAAAGGUUAGUGUAGGAAAUACUAAGCCUGGAGAACAGAUGGUAUCCAGAAAACCUCUUUGAAACAACGAGUGGAAAGAGAAAGGCAACACCCUGCGUUCUACGGAUUGACAAACACUGCUGAAGACAGUGUCUACAAAGCACAAGAAAAAAGGCCCAAGACCUGAGCAUUCUUAGGAAAGACCAACAUCACCAUCUUGAUGAUCUGCACAGUCUCCAAAGCACAAGAAAAAAGGCCCAAAACCUGAGCAUUUUGAGGAAGGACCAAUAUCACAUCUUGAUGAUCUGCAUAUGUGUUUACUCUGCUGGAAAAGUCAGUUGCUUGAGCUUAUAAUUUUCACUGAUCUACUGUUCACUUCCUGCCACACCUACAUGUGCUUUGUAUAUAUGAUCUUGUAAGACAUCAUCUGUCCAUAUUUUAUUAGUGAUCAGGGGCACAGAAGGAAGUGCUCGAAAUAUAUGGUUGCAAUGUCCAAA